Messenger RNA from Gamsiella multidivaricata, 2112 nucleotides. RefSeq lists its product as uncharacterized. Lineage: Eukaryota; Fungi; Mortierellomycota; Mortierellomycetes; Mortierellales; Mortierellaceae. The coding region runs from base 430 to 1947 and encodes 505 amino acids. The transcript has 2 exons. The record is from RefSeq and is a predicted model, not a curated record.
CACCCACUCACCCACUCACCCACUCACCCACAAAGGCGAUAUAAAAAAAGGUUGCUGCUUUGCUCUACCAUGCCUGCUUGCUUACCUCAGUAGCAUAUACACAUGAUGUUACACCGCCACGAGAGGCAACCCCCCAAACACUUACACGCUUGCUGCACUUGGCCCCAGGUCUUGGUCUUCUGUACUGCUCCCGGAGCGCUGCUCCCACCACUUCCUACCCCCAGCCCGCCUCAAGCUGUCUUAUCGACACUCCAAAAGUCCUUCUCUCUUUUCUUCUAACGCGUCUCUUUCCUUUUCUUCUCUUCCCUUCUGCCCCCCUGUCCUCCCUUUACAACCUUCUUCAGCUGGGUUGUCGUCUUUUCGCAGCUCUUCCUACCUUUCACAUUUGCAUCACACCCCACCAUCUCCGUCGCAUUCCGCUCCCACUCCAUGGCAUCCUAUAAGACACAGCCUCAGCCGCGCCGUCCCUACUCUUCAUCCCCGCCAUCACCCAAAAUUCAACUAAAUCUCAGUCGCGCCAACUCGGACUUCUACGCAGCACCGACCUUUGAGGAGAACAAGCGAAAAUCGUCCAGCUUGUUACCUUCCCCUACCACCUUAGAAGUCAAACCACUGCCCGAGGACCCCUUUGGCGCGCGAUUCCAUGAGAGUGUUCGAAAUGGAUCGAAUCCAGCAUCGCCCAUCAUCACGACCGGCAAGCCUACUGUCGCUCUGACCAUGGCAAGUCCUGUGCAGCCAGAGCCGUCCCGCCAGAGUCUCACUUUGAGUAGAACUGAUGCUGAGGGCGACGUUUUCAUGGAUGGCCGUGACGCUGCAUUCGAUCAAAGUCACCAGCCCUUCAAAGUGAACCCUUUAAAUAUUCCAGCAAGACCAGCUUCUCGAGGCAACAAUCUGACCGAACUUGAGCAAAGAGGAUUAGUGGCACUCAAACAAAAACUUUCAUCAGACAAACUAUCUGCAAGCAGGGAGAGCUCUCCUGUGCCGAGCUCGAUAUCUAGCGAGGACUCGACAAGGGCACUCAUCAACAGGAUCGACGAACUCAAUGCCAUAACGGGAAGUCUUAAGAUGAACCUGAACGACACCGUGCAGGACCAGCAGACCUUGAAGACAGACCACGAUCGACUUCUCAAGGCUUACGAGGAUGUUCGCCGCCAAAACCAGGAGCUCCAAGCAAAAAUGAUCAAGCGAGAAAGGGACUAUGAAGUGAUGUCAAAGAACUAUCUGGACCACGUCCGCUUGAUUCGUGCAACAGACGACGACCAUUCGACCAUCAUAGACCGUCUGACGCAGCUCAAGGCCUCAAUUGAACAUUUGGUUCGCAAAGCGCAGGGUGGACGAUCAGUGAACUUGAACCGAGUUGCGGCUAUUGAUCACUUCAAAAGCACCGGUCUAUUGGCGGAUUUUCCGAUCGAUGAGGACAAGCUGGAGCCAUUUCAUCUGAACCUGUUCAUGGAAUCAGUUAUCAUGUCAACCCUUGUCUCCAACUUUUUUGGCAAGCCUCUAUGCUGCAUCUUCGACUACAACAAGGGUUUCCAGGAGAUUUACGACUGGAUGCACAAGCGAAACGACAAACUGGCCAUCCGCUGGCGCCAGCAGCUUUGUGUCAUGCUUACACAGGAUCCAGAGACUAAGAUUCGACAGGAGGCAGCAGUGACGGCCACAGCCAGUAGUCUGACGGAUCUUAUCUCGAGGGUAUAUACGGGCUCGAAUGAGGGUACUAAGAUUAAGGAGAUGUGUAGCAAAUCCUUUGAUCUCGCGGUGGCGAUGACUGGAUUGGAAUCGGUUAUCGCACCAGUGUCAACUCCUCUAGGCGUGCCCUUUGAUGAAGAUACAAUGGCGCCAUCGCUCAAGAGUAAUCCGACAGGCAAGAUAGCCUUGGUUAUCUUUCCGGCAUUCAAAGACAGUGAAGAGACGUUCACCAUCCGGCCAAAGGUGUGGUGCUACUAAGGAAGGAUAAAGGAGGGGUAGACGAAUUGAUGCCAUAUCCCUAUCAAGACUCUGGCAUUAUCUCUUCACAGAGUUGACCAGGGACGAUACCAAGUAUCUCACAUGAAUAAAAAUCGACUACUGGACGCUUUACUCUCAGUCGAGGAUAUGUACGUUUGUAAGCUA